Messenger RNA from Nomia melanderi (Alkali bee), 989 nucleotides. It is a transcript of the gene Prosalpha7, whose product is annotated as proteasome alpha7 subunit. The record is from RefSeq and is a predicted model, not a curated record. Gene Ontology annotation, cellular component: proteasome core complex; proteasome core complex, alpha-subunit complex. Gene Ontology annotation, biological process: ubiquitin-dependent protein catabolic process. NCBI's taxonomy places the organism in Eukaryota, Metazoa, Arthropoda, Insecta, Hymenoptera, Halictidae.
GUUGAGAUUGUCUCCGAGCCUAACCUGAACGUAACCAAGCGGUGCUGACGAUCAAGUUUUGAUUUUCGCCUAUUCACGCCGUGUACGCGUAUAAACAAUUUUUUCCGCUGAAAAAUACUACAGUAUUCGUAGUUACAAUUGAAUGAAGAAUGAGUUCUGUAGGAACAGGGUAUGACUUGUCCGCCUCUCAGUUUUCACCGGACGGACGUGUGUUUCAAGUGGAAUACGCACAGAAAGCUGUUGAGAAUGGAGGGACAGUGAUAGGUUUACGUGGAAAGGAUGGUGUAGUAUUUGCUGUCGAGAAGAUUAUUACUUCUAAGCUAUUCGAGCCUGGUGCAAACAAAAGAAUAUUCAACAUCGACCAGCAUGUUGGUAUGGCAGCCUCCGGUUUAAUCUCUGAUGCUGGACAGAUUGCAGAGACCGCCAGAUCAGAAGCAUCUAGCUAUAAAGCUCAGUAUGGAGUUGGUAUCCCCUUAAAAUACCUAAAUGAAAGAGUGUCCAUGUACAUGCACGCGUACACUCUGUACUCAGCAGUCAGGCCUUACGGCUGUUCAGUUAUUCUUGGUGCCUAUGAAAAUGACCAGCCACAAAUGUACAUGAUCGAUCCAUCUGGUGUAUCUUAUGGAUACUAUGGUUGUGCCAUUGGAAAGGCAAAACAGUCCGCAAAGACUGAAAUCGAGAAGCUGAAACUCGCCGACAUGAACUGCAACGAUUUGGUGAAAGAAGCGGCGCGCAUUAUUUAUCUCGUUCACGAUGAAUUGAAAGACAAACAGUUCGAACUCGAAAUGAGCUGGGUAGGUAAACAUACGAACGGAAGGCACGAGCGCGUGCCGCAAGAUAUAAAAGCGGAAACGGAGGCUAAAGCGAAACAGGCGAUGGCGGAAGACUCAGACAGCGACACGGAAGACAUGUAAAUCGACAAUAGUUUUCAAUACACAUUUUGUAAUUUGUAAGUUAUAUAUAAUUUAAUUAUGUGAAAAAAACCCAUC